AUGGCCGAUUCGCAGCCACAGCAGGCCAGCGGCGGCCAGCAAGCCCAACAGCUGCUACGACCCGACGAUAUACUCAAGCUGCAGUGCCUUCCCGAUGACGAGAAGCAAAAGUACCGCUUGAUUAUGCAGAACUUUUGGACCAUCUGCAACCAACACCAGCAAGGCAGCCCCGAGAACACCAAUGCACGCCAGAAGCUGGCAGAAUGGUCGCAGAAAUUCAUCACGCGCGAACGUUCAUUCCGCGCCAAGAUGAAAGCACAGCAACAACAGCGAAACCAAAACCAAGGACAGGCCGGCCAAUCGAAUGCGACGGGCCAACAGAAUCAGAACGCUGCUAAGCAGGAAGGCGCACAGGCUCUUAACAGAGGUGCUGAUGGCGUCGCAGGACCGGCUAACCAACAAAACCAAGGACAACAGCCUCCUGCCCAAGGCCAGAACCCAGGCCGCGGCCAAGUCGAUCCUGCCAUCAUCAAGCACGUUCAGGAAUUCCCCAUGCAGGGGCCCAUGAAUGGACCUGCGCCCGGGACACCCGAGUACGAGGCCAAGAUAAAAGAAUACAGGACUGGCUAUCUCAACAUGCUGGCUAAGCAGGCCUCUUUGGGCGAUAACAGGCGCAAGCUUCUCCAACAGCUGAGUGACCGGCAGGCCAAAGGAGAAGAGAUACCCCAGGAACUGCUUUUGAUGAGGGCUAAGUUCGAGAAGGAGCAUGCUACUAUGGCGAGCCAGAUUGAAAAGUUUAGGAGCAUGCAGAAGUCAUGGAAGGAGGAGCGUGAAGCCGGAGGCCAGGGACAGGCGCAACCUCAAGGCCCGAAUUCUGCCCAAUCACCACCACAGCAACAGCAGCAAACGCCGCAGCAGCAACAACCGCAACCACUCCAAAGGCAGAUGUCGCAGCCUGGGCAACCGCAAGUGAAAGAGGAGCCGCAAAUCAAGAUUGAAGGCGGACUUGCACCGCAACCUCAAUUCAACAUUGGAAACCAACAGCAGGCGCCACCUCAACAACACAAUCAGCAACUCCCACCUUCACUCCCGCAGCAGCAACAGCAACAGCAGCAGCAGCAGCAACUACAGCAACAGCAACAACAACAAGCACAAACACGACCCCCGCCAGCGCCUCACUCGCAAACGAUGCCUGCCAACCAGAUGCCGCAGUUUGCACAAGGACAACAGCAGCAGAACUUUCACCAGCAACAGCGCCCUCAGAUCAAUCCCAUGCAAGCCAAUCAACACCAGCAGAGCCACUCGCCGCAUCCCCAAUCGGCCACAUCGAACGCGCCAGGUCCGCCAGUACCGCUGUCUCACCAAGCCGCUGUGAGCGCCGCGAACCGAUCGUACACCGACCCUCAGCGCACAAAUACACCUAUGCAGCAAGGCGGACAAGGCGGCAACUUUGGCAACCGUGAGCGUGAGCAGCUCAACAACCCCAAGAUGCCUAUUCCGCGCCAUCUGAACGUGGCUCAACCGCUACCUGUGCAUAUGGGCCAGGCUCGACCAACCAUGGGCGGUCCCACCAACGGCGCACCAGGACCAAUGGGUCAGCCCGUCAUCCCGCGUCCUCCACCCUUCCAGCUCGAAGGUGAAGGCGACCGCGUGCUCAGCAAGCGCAAGCUAGACGAGCUCGUUCGCCAAGUCACAGGCGGCUCAGAGGAAGCCCUAACCCCAGAAGCCGAAGAAGCUGUCCUCCAACUCGCAGACGACUUCGUCGACAAUCUCAUUAGCAACGCUUGCAAGUUGUCUAAACUCCGUGACUCGCCUCAACUUGACAUCCGCGAUAUUCAGGUCAUCCUCGAGCGCAACUAUAAUAUUCGUAUUCCCGGUUAUGCGUCGGAUGAAGUGAGGACUGUGCGCAAGAUUGUGCCGGCACAGGGUUGGGCUGCUAAGAUGAACGCAGUCAAUGCUGCCAAGGUCAUGGGUGGGAAGACGGACUUCUAG
Messenger RNA from Pyrenophora tritici-repentis Pt-1C-BFP, 1932 nucleotides. NCBI's taxonomy places the organism in Eukaryota, Fungi, Ascomycota, Dothideomycetes, Pleosporales, Pleosporaceae. The record is from RefSeq and is a predicted model, not a curated record.